Messenger RNA from Cylas formicarius (sweet potato weevil), 2328 nucleotides. RefSeq names its product homeobox protein aristaless-like (gene Al). Lineage: Eukaryota; Metazoa; Arthropoda; Insecta; Coleoptera; Brentidae. Gene Ontology annotation, molecular function: DNA-binding transcription factor activity, RNA polymerase II-specific; RNA polymerase II transcription regulatory region sequence-specific DNA binding. Gene Ontology annotation, biological process: regulation of transcription by RNA polymerase II. The coding region runs from base 254 to 1222 and encodes 322 amino acids. The record is from RefSeq and is a predicted model, not a curated record. The transcript is spliced from 5 exons.
UAAAUUGCUGGCAAACUGUUACACCUGUCCGUAAUAAUAUCGCGUCGGUACUUUUAUGACCUCUUGAAACAGACGGCCGAAAUGCGGUGAUGACGAUUGCGACGUCAUCCGUCGACGUCUCGUGUACGGCGAAUUUUUUGCUCUGUGAUAUAAAUUACCUAAGCCGCGAUUUUGCUAGAUUAGGAUUUCCUCGAAUGACUCCUAUUUUAUUGGGUCGUUAACAGUUGGGUGUCGUUUAUAUAUUUUGAAAGUGAUGCUCGGUAGUUGUGUGGACGACAUGGAUUUAACUACCAAACAAAAAGAUGAGGACAUUACAUCGGAAAAUGGAAAACUUCGGGCUGCCAAAUCCGUAUUUUCCAUUCGAAAUUUGGUCGACGUGGGUGAAAACUUGGAUCAACUCGCAGAUAAAUUGUCCACUAACAAUUCACAAUCCGUUUCACCCGAGACCAACUCUGAAGACAUGGGCGUAUCAGAGGAAGUGACACCAGCCGCUGGAGUUGAACCCAGAGCGGCGGGUCAAGAACAUAGUGAUGGAAGUGAUCCUGAACCCGACGAAUUUGCACCAAAACGCAAACAAAGAAGGUACAGGACCACGUUUACAAGUUACCAGCUGGAAGAGUUAGAAAAAGCAUUUUCUCGGACUCACUAUCCAGACGUAUUCACCAGAGAAGAGCUGGCAAUGAAAAUAGGACUAACGGAAGCCAGGAUACAGGUAUGGUUCCAGAAUCGACGCGCCAAAUGGAGAAAGCAGGAAAAGGUCGGACCCCAAGCUCACCCUUACAACAACCCCUACUUAAACCCGAGCGCGAGCAGUGCUACUCCUUCAGUGGUGCCAGCGUCACUCCCUGCUCCUUUCAAUUUACCUUUCGGUCUUCGAAAACCUUUCGAUUCUUUAACCUUUCGGUAUCCGCCACACGUUUUACCCGGUUAUCUUCCAGCACCUCCUUCUUACCAUAGGGGCGGACCCCCUCUUCUACCACCUUCCGUUGGACUAUAUCCGUCGGCAAGUUCGUUCCAGACGCUACUAGCUAAUAUAUCUGCUGCUCAAAGGCCAAAACAAGAGUUUACAACAACUCCACCUCUAUCACCUGGAACUUCCAGCGCCGUGACGCCACCAGAUGUCGAUAGAAGAAGUUCUAGUAUCGCGUCUCUACGAUUGAAAGCUAGGGAGCACGAACUGCGAUUGGAAAUGCUGAGGCAGAGCGGUGAUUUGAUCAGCUGAACGUAUUUUUUAUCGAAACGUAAUUGUAAAUAAGCUGGGAUGAAUGGACUUGUGAAUUUGUAUUGGGUUGAACCCUUUGAUAAAAAAAACGGGUAGGAUAUUAUGAAUAACGUAGGCAAAUUUAAUUUUCGUCAUCAUCUUCUACUCACCAUGUGGGUGGAUAAGCACGCCGAAUGAACGAUCUGUAUGAAAAAGGAAUUUCUCGAAUUGAACGAUUUCUAAGUAAGCAUGAUGUAAAAAGAUAUCGGAAUAGAUAUUUAUGGAAUUUUACAUAGAGUCAACCAAAUAUGGCGUUCACAAGAAAAUUUUUAAAUAUGAUUGUAAUGCUAAGAAAUGCCUGAAUUGACAUAGCAAUUAUUAUUUAUAUUUAGUAAAGAGUGUAUGAAUUAGAUGUUAUUAUCUACUAUUAAGAUUAAAGCUAUUUAAAUUCUAAUUAUUUGCAAGGAAUCCAGAAUGAAUUUUUCGCUUAGCAGUCAAAGUAAGUCAAGCGAUUUCUGGUAUUGUCCAUUUUGGUUUCAUAUUACGACCAAAUAUUUGAAGAAAAUGCCUUUAAAUUUAUUAUUUCGUAGUUAAGCUGUACUUAUAAUAAUACUUUUGAAUCUUAGGCAUCGUUUUUAUUACAGUAUUUUCAGUUGUAAAACUGUUUAGAUUUAGUUAUUACGCUAGCAAAGUUUUAGGUUGUGUGACUGUUUUUUCUUUUGUUUUAUGUUGCAAUCGUUUAGAAAAUAAAACGUUUGUAUUCUUUUUUGUAUUAUUGUCAUUUUUAUUCCUAGACUUUUGCCAAAUUCCCAUCUAUUUGAUAUAGGUGCUUGACGACCACUGAGUUUUACGUCACUACAUGACGCAGGAAUACGAAACCAAAAUGGACGGUUUCAAAACAAGACAACAUUUUCCGGAAGUUUUAUUUAAUAAUUUGGUAUUCGUCUAAUAAUACUUAACAAUUUGUCACCUCCGCAAGUAUUAUUCCAAGUAGUGUAAGAAAAUGUCGCCUUAUAAAAGACACUUUUAUAAUAUAUAUGUAUAUAAACUUUUAGUAAAUAGAAUUAUGCUAAUUUUGUUCGAUUUUAUUGCAAUAGUAAUUUAUUACACGAUGUGAAAAUGGAACG